Molecule: messenger RNA, 4059 nt
Organism: Ictalurus punctatus (channel catfish)
Lineage: Eukaryota; Metazoa; Chordata; Actinopteri; Siluriformes; Ictaluridae
Product: alpha-2-macroglobulin
Exons: 34
Coding region: 1-4059 (1352 amino acids)
Cellular component (GO): extracellular region
Molecular function (GO): nucleic acid binding; endopeptidase inhibitor activity
Source: RefSeq, a predicted model, not a curated record
AUGACAUCAAGUGACCUACAAAAAGAAGGCUUCAGCAAGGCUAAAGUACGCAUGAAUCAAGCGACGUACAAGGUUGUUAUGGAAGAAAACUUGCUUCCUUCUCCCCUGACAAUGUUCCCCAACUCUGAGGAGUGGAUUUUCCAGCAGGACAAUGCUCCUUACCACACAGCCAGGAUGGGCCCUUAUGGCGUGAUUUCUUCACUUUUCUUGCUUUUGCCAAGCAUCCUGCCACAGGUGACAUCCAGUGACAGUGUUUACUUGUUGGCUGUGACCUCCAAGGCAGUAGGGGGCACUACAGAGACGCUAUGUGUCACGGUCAACCCCUCUGGACCUGUUUCACUAGUAGUGACCAUGACGCAUAAGCACAAGAGCGUUAUUCUUCUGAAGGAAAAGUUUAUCAGCCGCGAAUAUCACCGCUGUAUCCCAUUCAAGGUUCCUGUUGUAAGGGUGGAAUCAGUGGCAUGUAUAAAGAUUCAGAUUAAAGGGCCAAAAACUUCCCUGAAAAAGGACACAAAGAUCCUUAUUACACCUCCAGCAGAUCUGAUCAUCAUUCAGACAGACAAACCCAUUUACAAACCAGGACAAAGAGUGAAGUUCCGCAUCGUGUCUCUGGACACCAAUUUCCUCACCUACGAACAGGCGUUUUUGGCAAUAGAAGUGCAGGACCCGAACUCAAACCGCAUUGGUCAGUGGCUGAACGUCUCCACACACAGCGGUCUUGUGGAUCUGUCAUAUCCCAUAAACUCUGAGGCCACAAAAGGAUUUUAUAUCAUCACUGUCCGGGAUAUGGAAAAAAAUGAAUACACACAAACCUUCCAAGUCAAGGACUACGUUCUGCCGACAUUUGAAGUGACGGUACAGCUUCCUCCAGUUAUAACCAUCUUGGACACAUACGCCACACUGAAAGUGUGUGCAAAAUAUCCAUAUGGAAAGCCAGUGAAUGGGACGGUGAAGGCCACCGUCUGCCAUGUCAGUUAUAAAUACCGGUACUGGUGGUUCCCGCCAAGAAUCACACCACCAGACAUCUGCAAGAGGUUUGAAAUGAUGACUGACAAGAGGGGCUGUGGAGUACACAUUUUAAAUCUGAAAGAAUUUGCAUUAACCGAUUCACGCUAUGAAGAUUCAAUAAUUGCUCAGUGUGAAGUGGAAGAAUCUGGAACUGGUGUGAAUCUGACUGGUUCCAGCAGCUCUCCUAUAACAACUAAUAUGGUCACAAUUUCAUUUGAGGAUUCACCAACAGUGUUUAAGCCCGGAAUGGCAUAUGAAGGAAAGAUUAAAGUGAUCAACCCAAAGUCCAAACCUGUAGGAAAGAAAGUAGUCUAUCUGACUGUGAUGAAUAAAGGACAUUUGGUUCAGCAAGGACGUAUCUUAGAAGCCAUCCACCCUGGAAAAGAACACAGGGGCAAGCUUGUGGUUACUCUGAAGAAGAUGCUAAAGAUGACUCCGGUUGCACAGGUGGUCCUGUACACAGUACUUCCCAGUGAUGAGGUCGUGGCAGACAGCAUGAACUACCCCAUUCAGCUUUGUUUGACUAACAAGGUGUCUCUAAAGUUUUCACAUCCUACGGAGGUUCCUGGUGGUAAGGCAUCACUGUUGCUGAAAGCUGCUCCAGGUUCUCUGUGUUCAGUGAGGGCAAUAGAUGAGAGGCUUCUGCUGCUGCACCCAGACAAUGAACUCAACAUCCAAUCGGUGUUCAACAAGCUGCCUGUACAGGCGUUAUCAGGAUAUCCGUACACAAUCAUUGAAGAGGAUUCAAAACGUUGCUGGGGCAUCCCCCCCUUCAGGAAUAUACGACUUGCAGCAUUAGUGCAAAAACCAAGUGUUUAUUUUCAAAAUUCUGGAAAGGUGGAUGUGUACAACACCUUUAAAGAUAUUGGAAUCAAGAUUCUCACCAAUGUGAAAAUAAGGAAACCUUGUAUGAAUGGUUUGUGGUUAAGUGCAGCAACGCGACUCAUGUUUGACGAUUUUGAGGCCAAAGAAUCCAUUUCAAUUGCCUCAAGUUCAAACCAACCACUUGUUACCAUCCACAAAUAUUUCCCAGAGACAUGGAUCUGGGAUCUCGUUUCAGUCAGUCAAUCUGGAGCACUGACCAUUAGUAAAACCGUCCCAGACUCCAUCACUAAAUGGCAGGCUGGCACAUUUUGUACAUCACCUGUUGGGUUCGGACUUGCCCCGAAAACUACUCUCAAAGCCUUCCAGCCUUUCUUUGUCACUCUCACCGUGCCGAACAACGUCAUCCUAGGAGAAGUGUUCACCGUUAAAGCCACCGUCUUCAACUACCUCCAGAGCUGUAUAGUGGUGAAGGUGACUUUGGCCAACUCACAAAAGUUCUCAGUAAAAAAGUGUAACGGCUGCCAGUACACAAAAUGUCUGUGUGCUGAUGAGAGCUGGACCUUCUCUUGGACCAUCACACCACUGGUUCUGGGGGAGGUGAGCAUCAGUGUGACAGCGGAAGCUGUGCAGUCGUUGAAUCUGUGUGGUAAGAGACCAGUUACUGUACCACAGAAAGGACGCAUCGAUUCGGUUAUUAAAAAACUGCAAGUGCUGGCUGAAGGAGCCAAACAGAUUGAAAGCUACAAUGAGCUUCUCUGCCCAUCAGAUGUGGCUGAGAAGACGGUCUCACUAACCCUGCCUAAGAAUGUCGUGGAUGGUUCGGCCAAGGCCUCAGUCUCUGUGCUGGGAGAUCUGAUGGGCCGAGCUCUACAGAACCUGGCGAGUCUCCUUGCGAUGCCGUACGGUCCUGGAGAGCAGAACAUGCUGCGCUUCGCCCCCAACAUCUUCAUCCUGCUCUACCUGGAGAGCACCAACCAGCUCACGCCCCAGAUCAGGAGCACAGCCGAGACCUACCUCGUGACCGGAUAUCAGAGAGAACUGACCUACAAACACAAUGAUGGAUCUUACAGUGCUUAUGGGAUGGACGAUGCAUCGGGGAACACAUGGCUGACGGCGUUCGUGAUGAAGUCUUUCAGACAUGCGAGGAGAUACAUCUUUAUAGACCAGGUGUUUGUGAAUCAGGCGAAGGCCUGGCUCGGUCGUCGGCAGCAGCGUAACGGAUGCUUUGCCUCAGUAGGACAACUCUUCCACACUGACAUGAAGGGAGGGGUGAAUGAUGAGGUGACCCUCUCUGCGUACAUCAUAGCUGCAAUGCUGGAACUCAAUUAUACAAUUACAGAUCCCGUGGUGAACAAGGGUCUUAGCUGCCUGAGGAAUACGUACACUCAGGUGAACUCCACCUACGCCAAGGCUCUCCUCUUCUACACAUUCACUCUAGCUGGAGAUCAGGCGAUGAGGAACACACUCAUAUUAGACCUGGAUGCAAAGGCCAUAGUCUCAGGAGGCGGGAGGCACUGGAGCAGAGUGAAUAAUGGGUCUGUGACGGACUCUUUGGAGGUGGAGAUUACCUCGUAUGUGCUUCUGGCUCUGAUGUCUGGACCCCAGCUCUCCGGGUUUGAUCUGGGUUACAGCAGCAGCAUCGUCCGUUGGCUUUCUCAGCAGCAGAACGCCUUCGGGGGCUUCUUCUCUACACAGGACACUGUCGUGGCUCUCCAGGCUCUGGCGAAAUACAGUCUCGCCACCUACAGUCCAACAGGAGAUGUUAAUGUUACUAUAACAUCACCAUCAGGGGUGAUUACCUCGUUUACCAUCAAUCAGAGUAACAGGCUGCAGUAUCAGAAGAGCAAGCUACGGGAGGUUCCUGGAGAUUACAGAGUCACAGCAGAAGGGACAGGUUGUGUGUACGUGCAGUUCACUUUGCGCUACAUCAUCCCUCCUCCUCCUGACAGCUCUUCAUUCAUCAUCUCGGCCUCAGCGUCUGGAAACUGCAGGGUCCCAAAUCAACCUCUGGAAGUGACCGUUACUGUCAAGUAUAACGGUCAGCGUUUGGAGACCAACAUGGUGAUCAUCGAUGUCAAGCCUCUUUCAGGAUUCAGGGUGGACACGACGUCUGUGCAGCUUGUGAACAGCAAUUCAAACUCAAAGAAUGGAGUUGUGAAACGCGUGGAUCAAAUUGGGUGUAACGCAGUUAUCUACCUGAAUAAAGUAAACACCCUGAACACAUAG